Arvicanthis niloticus (Nile rat) is the source of this 1327-nucleotide messenger RNA. The record is from RefSeq and is a predicted model, not a curated record. Lineage: Eukaryota; Metazoa; Chordata; Mammalia; Rodentia; Muridae.
UUCCCCGAGCGGGGUCCCGGCGGGGCGGGGCGACGCCGGAGUCUCGGGGGCCGCUUCCCUCCCGACCCCGCGGCGCGAGGCCACCCGGCCCGCGGGGAAAUCGGGCGGCGGUUGCCGGCGCUUUUGUGCGGGCAGAGCAGGCGCCAAAGGGCUCGGUCGGGAAGCCGGCGUCAGCCCGCCCCCAAGCCACCCCGCCUCGGCCCGCGUCCCGGCGCCUCUCCCAGCUCACCUUCUGGAUGGCGGCGGGCGUGAUCUCGCCCUUGCCCCGCUGCCUCGGGGCUGCGAACGCCACAGACAUCUUGCCGCCGAGCCCGCGAUCAGCGAGUCCCGAGCGCUCCGGGGGCCGCGGAGCUGGGGGCCCGACGCCCGCCUCCGGGCAGUCCCACCUUAGCGCGCGCGGUGGGGGAGGAUGCUCCGGGGCCGCGCGCCUCCUCGGCCGGCUCGGCCUUUACGCGGAGCUGCAGCUCCCAGCAAGGAGUCUACAGAGCACACUGCCGCCGGCGCCGCUCGAACCCCGGGUACCGCAGCUGUCCGCCCCGCUGCCCUCGCGGCUUCUCUGGCCGCACCCCCCCGCUUCCCUUCGCUGAUGGUAGCGCCGCGCCGGCCGCCUCCGCCCGGACGCUCAGGAAAUGGUCCCGCCACGGCGGGAGGGAGCGGCCCGGCCGCGCUGUCACAGGAAACGCGGGGUCCGCCCGCCACACUGCCCCUAACUGUGCCCUCGACCCUCUGGGGGAGAGGUUCGCCCCGACCGCGGCCCAGAAGGGUAGAGGACGGUCGGGACUCGGGAGCGUCUACCGGGUCAGCACAGAGAACGCGGAUUCGCUAGUUUAAAUGGCUCCUGCGCUCCACGUGCGCACCUUGGAGUGCACGCUCCCCAAGUCUCGCCUAACAGUAGAAAAGAACCCCGGACUCAGAGUUCGCCUAGAGAUAGACCCUCCCCACACUUGUGCAUCUACUUGAUCUGACUUGGGACCUUUGGAACGAAGCUGUGAAAAGCCACCCUCUUCUCCAGUUAAAUACUUAACGCUUAAUUAGGCCCAGGCUUCCAGGCUUCAAGUCAGUCAGUAUGAGGGGAAUAAAGCUAACAGCUGCAAAUUAGAAAGGGACGUUACUGCGGGCUAGUUCUGCAACCUUAGACUUCCCAGUUGCUCAAAAGGGAAGUUACCAUCACUGAUCCUCAAAAAUUAGAGCCUAGCCCGGUGUUGGGGGCGCUCGCCUUUAAUUUCAGCACACAGGAGGCAGAGGCAAGGCCCCUUUGAGUUCAAGGCCAGCCUGGCCUACAGAAUGAGUUCCAGGACAGUUAGACCUGUGAGGGACACAGUCUCAC